AUGUGCCUGAAAAGCGCGCCCUGUCAGACGUCGCAACGGCCGGAGACUGAGCCUCUCGACCUCACGUUGGCCUGGGACGCUCGAAAAUCCGAGUACUGUAAGAUUUUCGGUGUUGGAUUUUGGAUUUUGGAUUUUGGGAUCGGCGAAAUGCCCACCAACCGGGUGCAACGGUCCAAACGAGUGGAGCAGCGUUUGGACCACGUUGCUCAGUCGCUCGCACCUCGGACACGGGCCUGCUCGCUGCUUCUCUCAUCCCUUUCGCCAUCACCCACCUUGCGACACACUCCUGGCGCAAUUCCAGCUCUCGCGCCCCCGUCGGACGGAUCCCUGGAGCGCAUCGCAUUGCACUUCGGCCUCGGCAGCCGGCCAGCCAGUAGCUCGGGAAGCCCGCGUCCUCACACACCUGUCAUCGGCUCUUCUGUGGCCAGUUCCGUCCAGCACGAACCGUGCGUCUUUCGUGCGUCUUCCUCGCUCGACUCAGCACGGACCCUCUUGGAUGCUCGUUCCGAUCGACUGCCACGCGCCUCGCCGAGGCUAAGCCUAUGCGAGCACGAGCGCACAGAUCCACACGGUGGACACUAUCACUGCAGCUCAGCUGUCGGAGUCCGCAGCCGGGAGCAUUCUAGCGCCCUUGCGUCCACGGCGAUGCUCUGUGCGACAACAGGCUGGGCCGUCAACAAGCUGGCCGCCUUCGUAUUUCCGCUCCAGCUUGCCGAUCGACCACGAUCAACGCUCGAUGGCGUGGUUCCGCCCGAAGCGCCCUCUGCCUCUGCUGCAAGCCACGCCUUAAACGCAGGUGGGCCUGUGCCCAUCAAGGCGCCGGACACUGUCGCCUUCGAAGCUCGCUACUGGCCGCUCGUCCAUCCUCCUCGCAACAAUGCCGAGGCGCAACAGCUCUACAAUCACAUCCGUACCGUCGCUUGGUACCUCGACUCGAUACCCUUCCUCGGCUCUCGACUGCCUUUCAACGUUGGCAUCGAAUCCAUCCUCGGCGUGAUCCCAGGCAUCGGAGACUACAUCGGACUGGCUUUGGGUCUCUACCAGAUCCUGCUCUGCUCGCUGUUCGGCGUGCCGCUGUCGUUGCUGCUGUGGAUGUUGGUCAACGUCGUCGUCGACUGCAUCAUCGGAAUCGUGCCCUUGCUCGGCGACGCGCUCGACAUCCUCUUCAAGGCCAACUUGCGCAACCUGCGUCUGCUCGAGGACCAUCUCUACGAAUCCCGAGGCAGGUGUGGAGCAGGCGUCUUCUACAUCCAGUUCCCACCCAACGACGUCUUCUUGACGCCAGGGCGUUCCGGCACUGCAUCGCAAAACAUCGCUCGCCCGUCUCGAGUCCCGCUCAAUCACCCGCUCGCACCGUCCCCGUCGAGCAGGACAUCCACGCCGACCUUCUAUCUGAGCCUUCCAGCAUCCGUCGCAGGUCCACCGGGAAGCAAGGGCUCGGACCCUGCAGCCCCUCCAAUCAGUGCGCCACGUCGUCCCCAAGCAUCGUCUGAGAAAGAGGACGCAACAUCCCACGCUUCGACGAGCCCGAAUCUGCCGAUGAAGAAGGCCGACACGGCUGUUGCAUCGGCUCAAGUCGAGGCCUAUGUCAUCCCAGAAGGAUCCAGCACGUCGACAAGGCAUCGAGAUACCAUGCGCGAUUACAGCCAAGGUGUUUCGAGCGCACAAGCAGCGGCGCCAGCUUCGGAGGGCAGCAACGCAGAACGCGCUGAAUACGGCGCAAGCGCAAAGUCGCGCGCGGAUCCUGCGCCGUCCCGUCAUCGCGAUGGCUUGCCCAGCAACCACACUGCCAGUUCGGCGACAGAUAGCGCUGUGAACGUUGGCAAACAGCCUCUGCACUCGGCUGAAACCGAGCGUCCGCGCGUGUCUUGGAGCGAUGCGGCAUGGACGGCACGCUCGCAGCUGCUCAAGGCGGACGACAAGCGACCGAGCCUUGACGCCUUUUCCGACGACGGGUCGGAUGUCAACGAAGAGGCCGAGGACCAGCGGCUGCUGAAACCCGGGCGGCUGGAGCGCGAGCAAGACGCGGACGAUGCGCGUGCGCUGUGGCGAAAGCGGAGAGGACUGUACCUGCUCGUGUACUCGGCCAUCUUUUGCGUUGCGUACGUGUCGUCGCUCGACUCCAACACGGGCUACCUCUACCUCAAUUUUGCAUGCAGCGAGUACGGUGCGCUUGCGUCGUUCAGCACGGUUGCGAUUGUGCAGCAGAUGGUGUUUGCGAUCGCCAAGCCGCCGAUCGCCAAGCUGUCGGAUGUGGUGGGUCGUCCGCAGGCGUACGUGCUCUCGCUCUGUUUCUACGUGUGCGGCUACCUGAUUGUUGCGUCGACGAGCUCGCUGCGAUCGCUGAUCGGCGGCAUCUGCCUGCAGUCUGCGGGCACGACGGGCAUCCAAGUGCUGCAGUCGAUCAUCAUUGCGGACACGACGACGGCCAAGUGGCGCGGGCUGGUGAUUGGCAUUGUGAAUCUGCCGUUCCUGAUCAACUUUGCGGUGGCGGGGCCGAUGGUGGAUCUGGUCAUGCGUCACGGCGGCUGGCGGUUCGGAUUUGCGAUCUGGACGGUGGUGAUGCCGCUGGCGGCGACGCCGCUGCUGUUGACGCUGCUGGUGGGCCAGCGACGGGCGCAGCGGGCGGGGCUGGCGACGCGAAGCUGGCUGAGGGACAAGCCAUGGCGGUCUGCGCUGCGGCAGCUGGCGACGGAGCUGGAUGUGGUGGGGCUGCUGCUGUUCACCGGUGGCUGGCUGCUGAUUCUGCUGCCGUUGACGCUGGCUGGGCAUGGCGAGCGGCAGGCGGAGGUGCCGAUGGCGACCUUCAUCGCGGGUGGUGUGGGGCUGCUGCUGGUGUUCGGUUGGUGGGAGACUCGGGCGUCGGUGCCGAUCCUGCCGUACCAGUUCUUGACCAACAGUGCGGUGGUGUGCACAUGUGUGGUCGGGGUGCUGGACUUUGCGUCGUUCUACAUUUCGUGGACGUUUCUGUCGAGCUUUGUGCAGAUCCUCAAGGGAUGGGACCAGACGCGGACGGGCUACUUUGCCACGACGCAAAACGUGACGUCGACGAUCACGGGGAUUGUGGUGGGGUCGUUGAUGGCAAUGACGAGGCGGUACAAGGUGCUGCUGGUGAUCGGGCUGGUGGUGCGCCUGUUGGGCGUGACGCUGAUGGUGCGGUAUCGGACGGCGGAGGAUCCGACGUACAUGCUGGUGCUGUGCCAGCUGCUGCAGGGGAUCGGGGGUGGAUCGAUCGCGAUCACGAUGCAGGUGGCGGUGCAGGUGACGGUGCGGCAUGCGGAUGUUGCGAUUGUGACGGCGCUGGAGCUGCUGACGACCGAGAUCGGGGCGGCGAUCGGAUCUGCGACGGCGGGAUGGCUGUUCCAGACGUACUUGCCAGCCAAGCUCGCGGCGAAUCUGCCGGGGAUGGAGGCGGACGAGCUGAAGCUGGUGUACGGCAGUCUGCAAAAGGCGCUAAGCUAUCCGCUGGGGACGGCCGAGCGCGAUGGCAUCAUCCGGGCGUGGGUGGAGGUGAUGCGGAUGCUGAGCAUUGUGGCGACAGUGACGCUGGUGCCUGCGGUGCUGUUUGGGCUGGCGAUCCCGGACACGGCGCUGCCGGAUGUGCACGGCGGCGCGCAAAGCCACCACCAUCACCACCAUCAUCGACACGAGAGUCAUCAUCAUCACGGCUCACGCCGAGGCGAUCGACGUAGCGUCCGUCGACGGCCGUCGUUCCUCUCGACGAGCCGACCCUCGUCGCCACUCGAGGUGCGUGCGGGCUAUGCGGAUCCGACGCUGGCGAUGGGCGUGGGAGCCUCGGCGGAGGGCAAUGCCACUGCAGGCUUUCUCAGUGCGGCGGGUGCGGGAUCCAAGCGAAGCCGAUCCGUGUCGCGCAAUCGGGCGGGGCAGCCGCUCAAGGCCCAACGCUUGGCCCCCGCUCCCUCCAACCUUCUCUUGCUCAUCCCCAUCCCCAUCCCCAUCCUCAUCCUCGUCAGGACCGAUCGACUUGGUAAGUCGUCACCACUUCCCGUCUGCCUGCUCAGUACUCGCGCUGACCAACCGCCCAUCCUCGACACUCGCAGCUUCCUCUUCCAGGCCGGCAAGCUCAUCUUCCACUCUCCACCAACGCUCCUUGGUCUCAAGACACUUGCCAGGCGUAUCGCUCGCUCGAUCGCUCUUGCGCAGCACCAGGCCCAGCUCGCCCAGGCCAACGCUGCCGCUGAGCUGCCUCCCAUGGCCGAUCCCUUCCCGUCGCUCCUCAGCGACCCCUUCCCGCCCCAACAGUCUCAGCAGCCUGCUGCUGCUGCUGCUGCCGCCGUCGCUCCCGCUUCUGACGCCGCCGCCGCCAACGGCGCCAACUCCAACGGCGCCCGCGCCAACUCCCGCUCCAAGCAGCCCGACCUCGCCUCCGAAGCCGCCUUCCCUUCGCUCGGCGCUGCUGCCAACCCGGCCAAGGGUCAGUGGGGCGCAAAGGGCGCCGCUCCCGUCUCCACCUGGGCCGGCUCCGCCCCCGUCAUCCAGCGCGCCAUCGCCCAGCAGUCCUUCUCGCUCUCGCUCUCGCACGAAUCCGUCACCAAACUCUCCACCGUCAUGUCCAAGGUGCAGAACAAGUACCGCGGCGUCAAGAUCGAGGCCUCCACCACCCGCAAGACCGGCACCACCACCUUCGUCCUCAAGGCCGCAGACGAGGCCGCCAUCAAGAGCGCAAAGCGCGAGAUCACCGUCCUCCUCGCAAAGCACGUCUCCACCCACAUCAUGAUCCCCGCCUCCCUCCGCGCCUUUGUCAUCGGCACCAAAGGCAAGAACCUCAAGGCCAUCACCGACAGCACCGGCGUCAAGGUCACCAUCCCGCCCCGCGACCCCAACGCAGACAACGACACCGCCAACGCCGCCGCCGCCUCCGCCAACAUCGACUACGAGAACGACGAGCAGAUCGCCGUCUCCCUCGAGGGCGACGAGAUCAACGUCAAGCAGGCCCAAGCCAUGAUCCAGGCCAUCGUCGCAGAGCGCACCUCCAAGAUCACCCAGCGCCUCACCCACAUCGACCCCGUCUUCUACCCCUUCAUCGCCGGCCCCAAGGGCGCCAACGUCGCAAAGCUCGAGAGCAACGCCGGCAACACCGACAUCUCCGUCCGCGUCCCUCCUCGCGCCGCCUUCCUCCACGCCAAGGACGCCCAGGACGACGACGCAGCCGCAGAGCCCAAGCGCGAACGCGACCUCGCCAUCAUCGUCUCGGGCGACCGCGAAAAGGUCAACGCCACCGUCGCCGCCAUCGACGCCCAGGUCGACGCCAUGAAGAGCUCCUUCCGCACCCUCGCCAUCAGCAUCCCCAAGCGCCAGCAUCGCUUCCUCGUCGGCGACGCCGCAAACGACAUCCUCGCCGCAACCUCUUGCAGCGUCGAACUCGCCGCCAUCGACGACCCUUCCGACAGCGUCACCAUCCGCGGCCCCCAGACCCAGCUCCCCAUGGCCCUCACCGCCGCCAUGGAAAAGGCCAACGCCGUCCGCGUCGAAGUCGUCGACGUCGUCGCCGCCCACCGUCAGCUCACCCAGGACCCCGUCAGCCACGCCAAGCACAUCCUCCGAUGGCUCAACGUCGGCGCCAAGAUCCCGCGCAGCUCCACCGCCCAGAUCUACCUUCCGCGUCCCGCCAUCGUCGAGUCCACCGGCAACGUCCAGAUCGAGAUCGUCGGCUCCGACCCCGCAGAGGUCUCCAAGCUCCGCGAGUCCGUCUCGGAACUCGUCAAGGCCGUCCCACCCGCCUUUGUCGAGCAGAUCGACGUCGACCCGCUCCUCCACCGCUUCAUCAUCGGCAAAAAGGGUCAGGGUCUCAAGCAGUACGAGGCUCGAGGCGUCGACGUCCUCUUCCCUCCCGCCUCGGCCAGCGCCGACGGCGACUCGCGCUCCGACGUCCUCCUCGUCCUCGGCGGCUCCUCCGUCGUCGCCGCCUUGCCAGCAGAUCGAAAGGCUCGCGAAGCCAAGGCCCGCGACAUCCUCGCCUCGGUCAAGGACGACAUUCAAAAGGCCCAGGUCGCCGCCGCCGACAUCCGCAGCGAGACCCUCACCGUCCCUGCCAAGCUGCACCGAGCCAUCCUCGGCCCCAACGGCACCACCCUCAACGCCGUCAUCGGCGAAGAGAGGCUCGUCGCCGUCCGUCUCGGCUCCAGCAAGGCUUCCGCUUCCGCCGACAAGCCGGGCUCGAGCCUCUCCGAGGACUCGAUCCUCGUCCGCGGCCCCAGUUCCGAGGUCGAUCGUGUCGUCAAGGAGCUCAACCGCAUCGCCGCCGAAGCCGAGCAGGACAGCAUCGUCAACGGCCACGUCGCCCAGUUCUCGGUCGACGCCAACCACGUGCCUCACCUCGUCGGUCGCGGCGGCUCCGCCAUCACCAAGCUUCGGGAGGAGCUUGGCGUCCGCAUCGACUUUGACGAACCUGCCGGUGCCGACGCUCCAGACGCUCUCAAGAAGGGCAAGAAGGCCGCAGCCACCAAAAAGGUCGUCCUCACCGGUCGCAAGGAGAACGUCGAGGAGGCCAAGAGGCGUCUGCAGACCCAGGUCGAGAGGCUCGCCGACGAGACCAGCGUCACGCUCAAGAUCCCCCAGGAGAUGCACGGCAGCUUCAUCGGCCAGGGCGGCAAGUACGUCACCCGUCUCCAGGACACCUAUGCCGUCCGCAUCAACUUCCCCAACGCCAACGCCCAGUCCAGCGGCCAGUCCACCCCCACCGACAAUGCCGACGACAAGGCCGCUGGCGCACGUGCCAGCCAGAAGCCCGACGAGGUCAUCAUCAAGGGCGGCAGAAAGGGAGUCGAGGGCGCCAAGGCCGAACUGCUCGAGCUGCUCGAGUACGAAAAGGAGAACAACAACGUCUCCAUCCUCAACGUCUCGACCAAGUCCGUCGCCCGCAUUAUGGGCAAGGGUGGCGCUACCAUCAAGCAGAUCCGAGACGAUAGCGAGGCACAGGUCGACGUCGACCGUCAGGACAACGAGAAGGACGGAACUACGCCGAUCAAGAUCCGCGGCACCAAGAAGGCCUUGGCAGCCGCACGCAAGGCCAUCGAGGCCAUCGCCUCCGAGGUCGACGCCGAAGAGGUCUACACGUUGACCAUUGCUCCCGAGCACCACGGCAUCCUCAUCGGACCUCAGGGAUCCAACAUCCGCGACCUCAUCAUCAAGGCCGGCGGACCCGAGGAUGCCAAGGCCUCGUCCCAGUACGUGCAGUUCCCACGAAAGAACGACAAGGACACGUCCACCGUCACCAUUCGUGGUCCUGCCGCAUUGGCCAAGGCCAUCCGCGACGAACUCAAGAGCGCCUCCGAUGAGCUUGCCUCGCGCGUCGUCUACGGCGUCGUCGUGGCGCCUCAGGCACAGAGGAUGCUCAUCGGGCGCGGCGGCUCGAGGCAGUCCGAGCUUCAGACCCAGUACUCUGUCCGCCUCGUCUUCCCCGGCUGGAAGGAGUACGCCUCCACUGGCGAGCCUGUCAACAAGGCCGAGCUCACCGGCGGCGAUGAUGCCACCAUCGUCAAGAUUGUCGGAGCCGAGGACAGAUGCCAGGCUCUGGCCGAGGAGAUCAAGUCGAGCUUUGCCUCGGCCUCCAAGUCGAUCGACGUUCCGCGAGGCGUCCAUGCCCGCAUCGCCACGCCGCAGUUCUUCCGGCAGCUGCGCUCCGACUUUGGCGUCUCGGUGGACACGCCCAAGGGCUCGGCCUCGGCCUCGACUUCGGCACCUUCUGCCAAGAAUGGCGCCAAGGCGGCUGCCAGCGCGCGCAUCGACGACGUCGACGACGAGGAUGACGCCGAGAACGAGUUCGAGCUCGAGGAGCUCAGCUCGGCCUCGGCAAGCGACUCGGUGACCUGGACCCUGACCGGCAAGGAUGAAGCUGCUCUGCAGAAGGCAGAGAAGCGCAUCCAGACCUCGAUCAAGGAGGCGGGCAACGCGUCGCAUCAGGGCAAGCUCUGGGUGACGCCCUCGGCAGUGCCUCGUAUCAUCGGCCGCGGAGGAAGCGGUCUGAUGAACAUUCAAAAGGAGUCGGGCGCCGCCAUCGAGAUCCCGCGCGACUCGGGCGGACUCUGCAUCAUCCGUGGCUCCAAGGAUGCCGUGAUGCAUGCCAAGGAGCUCAUCGAGAACGCCGCCUCGUCCAGCGGACGUGCUUGA
This is a messenger RNA of Moesziomyces aphidis, 8130 nucleotides long. Lineage: Eukaryota; Fungi; Basidiomycota; Ustilaginomycetes; Ustilaginales; Ustilaginaceae. The record is from the annotation of a GenBank genome assembly.